Molecule: messenger RNA, 3646 nt
Organism: Siniperca chuatsi (mandarin fish)
Lineage: Eukaryota; Metazoa; Chordata; Actinopteri; Centrarchiformes; Sinipercidae
Gene: npy8ar
Product: neuropeptide Y receptor Y8a
Exons: 7
Coding region: 625-1773 (382 amino acids)
Biological process (GO): G protein-coupled receptor signaling pathway
Cellular component (GO): neuron projection; plasma membrane
Molecular function (GO): neuropeptide Y receptor activity; neuropeptide binding
Source: RefSeq, a predicted model, not a curated record
GCUGCACACACCUCCGGCGCUGCACUGAGCGCACACACACACACACACACGCACGCACACAUGCACGCGCGUCUCUCUGUGCAGAGCAGUGAACACCAUCACCAGACACAACCACCGUCUCUGGACGCAGACACAACACACCGCGCGGACAGAAACCACACCUACUGCUGAUAAAGGAGCUGAAGGAGUUUUCACAUGGGAAAAAGCCUGAAGUGAUAUCGAUACAGAGGAAAAAACAAAGACCCCCAUUUACAUUUCAUGCUUCUCGGGCGGAUCGGCUAGUUGUCUGAUCUCAAAAAAGGGAAACAGUGAUGCCGAGCUGCUCCACCGGGAUGCCGCAGUGAAGGAAAAAGAGGACAACAUCUAUAUUUGAAUCACUCCUCUCCUCAGUCACAAUCCCUCAUCUGCUGCUUACUUGGGAAACUCCUCACAACACAAUAUUGAAUACUGUACAGCGCCUGCACUCCACUCUCCCUGUUUCCUGCCUCUGCCUCGAUCUGGCUGCACACUUUCAUUUUGCGGGGAAGAGAAGUUCAGUAGCAGCCCCAGGGCUUUGGUCCUGUCGAACCCUGACACACCGUCCCCCCUCACAUCACCCCUUCUCUCCCCUCUCCUCUCCCUGCCAUGUCCAACGACAGCAGCCUACUCAGUGUCUGGGAGGCAUCCGAUUGGUCAGACACCUCUCAGUGCCCGCCCUCGGUGGGCGGGGCGACUUUCUUGAUCAUAGCGUACAGUGCUGUCAUAGCGAUCGGGUUGCUAGGCAACGCAGGCCUGGUGUUCAUCAUCGCCCGGCAACAGGAGUUGCGCAACGUCACCAACAUCCUGAUCGCCAACCUGUCGUGCUCAGACAUCCUCAUGUGUGUGGUGUGUCUGCCUGUUACCGUCAUAUACACACUGAUGGACCGCUGGGUGCUGGGAGAGGCCCUGUGUAAGGUGACUCCCUUCGUUCAGUGCAUGUCAGUGACAGUCUCUGUCUUCUCCUUGGUGCUGAUCGCUCUGGAGCGUCACCAGCUGAUCCUCCAUCCCACCGGCUGGUCCCCCGCUGCCGGACACUCCUACCUGGCUGUGGGGCUAACAUGGCUGGUUGCUUGCUUCAUCUCUCUGCCUUUCCUCUCCUUCAACAUCCUCACUAACGACCCCUUUCAGAACAUCAGCCUGCCCGCCAACCCCUUCAGGGACCAUUUGAUCUGUAUGGAGCUGUGGCCGUCAGAUAAGCAUCGUCUUGCCUACACGACCUCGCUGCUGCUCUUCCAGUACUGCCUGCCACUCCUGCUGGUGCUCCUCUGCUACCUCAGGAUCUUCAUACGCCUGAGACGACGCAGGGACAUGCUCGAGCGCAGCAGGAGGACUCGGGGAGCCCAGAGGAUUAACGUGAUGCUGUUAGCCAUCGUGGUCGCCUUCGCUCUGUGCUGGCUGCCGCUGAAUGUCUUCAACACACUGUUUGACUGGCACCACCAGGCCCUGCCCGACUGCCAGCACGACGCCAUCUUCUCUGCCUGCCACCUAACAGCGAUGGCCUCCACCUGCAUUAACCCCGUGGUGUACGGCUUCCUCAACAGCAACUUCCAGCGGGAGCUGAAGUCGACGCUGCAGCGCUGCCAGUGUGGUAACCGGGCGGCGGAGAGCUACGAGAGCUUCCCUCUCUCCACUGUGGGCAGCGAGGGCAUGACGAAAGCCACCUCCCUCAACAGGAUGGGAUCUGUGUGCGUUCCCUCACCCAGACCUGAGAUCAGCUCACAAAUACCAGCGAAAACAAUACCUGCUAACACUUAAUAUUGAGUACUACCAAACUCUUGUCUCACAAGCGGCUGGCAGGCAAAUGUCUUGUGAGUGGCUCACAGCUGGAACAGUGUGUGACAGACAGAACAGCUGUCUGGGACCUCUGAGCAAGUCAAAAACUGCUUACUUCAUUUACUUCCAUAACUUUCCUGCCAGAGUGAAACAGCUUCUUUCACUCGGGCUGAAAGGAUGAGGAUGGAGGUUGGCUGAUGUAGCUUCAAGUCCAGAACAUGAGAAGCAAAAUCUUGUAAAUGGACUUUGUUUGAGGGACACGGAGAGAAAGCAGGAAGGGCUGGUAGAACUGACUGUUCACGAAGCCCCGCCCUCCUUAGUUACUGUUGCUAUGGCUGUUAAUCUUUGCAUUCAACCAAUGCCACAUGUGCAGUUUACGCGAUAACAUUGGCCGAUUUACCACCGAAAUUCAGUCAUUUUUGAAACAAAAAGCUUCGCAUUUUAGCCGCCGAUUGACGAUUUUGUUGGCUGAAAUUACAGCCGUCGCUGGCAGAUUUGAACAGCGUUACGUAACGUUAGCUCAGUGAGCUGGUUGAAAAAUCUGGGCUAGGGUUAGGCUGACAAACAACCAUGUAAAGGGUCCUAAAUAUGCCUAAAUAUUGCCAUCUUGUAUGGCAACAUACAAGAUGUUGUGCUAAAAGACUGAGGCUAAAGCUAACAGGUUCCAGGUAAAAAAAUCAACACCCUCAGUUGAUUAUCCAUAUAGAAGACAUGAAAAUAUAGAAACAGCAUUGUUUGUGUAUUGCAUAUUGAGCUAUUUAGCUCUAGUAUUAUAUUACAGUGUGAUUAAAAAAAAAUAUGGGAAAAUACUGUAUUAUAAAGUAUUAUACAGAAAAGAUAAUGUUGUGUUCUAACAUAACCCUGUUUGGAUGCUUACUAUAGAAAAACAUACUUGGACAAACAACAGAGCUUAGAUUUUUGCUUUAUUGUUCAUAUUUUCAAACAGUAUGUUUCACUUUUACAAGAGAAAAGGCUUUUAUGAUGAGGAAUAAUCGAUGUGUUUGGCAGAUGUAAUCUUUGAUAACAAGUUUGGUUGGAGUUGCUGGAGUAAAAGUCCCCAAACCCAAUAAAGAGCAGAGCUGCUAAUGUUAGCUUAAACGCUGAUAUAAUUGCAUCCUGGACUGGCUCCCACACAGUGGAUGUCUGUACCCAACAUAAUAAGGUAGUUAGCUAGUGAUAUGCUAACUCUUAGCCUUGGAGGUAACACUAGGUUACUACGGUGGACAGUAACAGUGAGUGAUUCUGCAGCUUACAUUAAAGCAGAUAAACACACUGUUUAAUUCAUUCCUUACAUUUUUGCUUGUGUAUUUUUGGUUUUUGGAAAGGCAAUAUAAAAAAGACCCUUCCAAACUCUUCAGAGUAUCUCUCUUACUAGAGCCGUGCCUGGUUACGGACCAGUUGCUAAGCCGUCUUUGGGACAAUUGCUGUUCGAGGAUGGGAUUUAGCGAGAGGUCAAUUGUGAGCAGUGACUGACAACAAAAUAUGGAAAAUGUAGAAGGAGUGAGACAAAGAUGAAGAAGAGAACUCUCUAACUAUCAAACGAAGAACUCAUGAACCUGAAAGAAUGUUCUAAACAGUGAAAUACAUGUGUUUUAUAUGUAACUUUGCAAAGUGUAAAUCAUUAUGAUAGUGAACACUGUUGAUAAGCAUGCCUUAGAGAGCAUUUUGAAAGUGUGGUGGAGAUUGACUGGUGCUUGGCUUAAAUACAAAGUAAAUGAGGCUGCUUAACAUUAGUGUAUUAUAUAACUCAUAAACUAUGAAAGUUUUCAUUACAAACCACUGAACAAGUGAUGAAUGUGCUAUAAUGAGCAUUUAGAAACUAGUUAUAAAUACAAUAAAGUCUAUGAGAGAUGUA